AUGUCGGAAAGCGACAAAAUCGCGCAGUUCAUGCAGAUCUCGGGGGCGGCCGAUACGGACCGCGCCAGGUUCUUCCUCGAGAGCUCGAACUGGGACGUGAACGCUGCUCUGGCGCAGUACCUCGACGACCCGGGGGCUGCCACGGCGACGACCGCGCCUCCAGUAUCGGCCGAUCCUGCGCCCGCCCUUCCGUCGCUCGUGCCGCGCGCUGUCCGGGAGGGCACGGUUCCCCGCCCCAGCGCCCAGCGCACGGCUCCGCGCGGCCCGCCCGCCGGCGCCGCGCGUCCCGCAGCAGGAGGGCCCCGCGUGAUGGGGCUUUCGGACAUCGGCAGCGGCGGUGGCGGCGGUGCGGGCAUGGGCGGCUUCCCCGGCCUUCGCUCUCAGUCCCCGGGGGACUCUGAAGACGACUACAACGAAUACUACGCAGGCGGGCAGGCCAGCGGCGUCGCAGUGCAGGGCCGCCCCGAGGGCGGCCGCCCCGAGGGCGAGAACGUCGACGAAUACUUCGACCGCGUCCGCCAGCAGCAGUUCGCGCGCGACGGCACCGACGAAGACCUCGCACCGCGUCGGCCGGGCGCCUUCCAGGGGCGUGCACACAAGCUCUCGGCGCCAGACGACGCGCCCGAGGAGGCGCCCGUGGCUCCGGCACCGCAGCAGGGCCCGCAGCGUCGCGUGAUCACGUUCUGGGCCAACAACGUGUUCACUGUGGAUGAUGGCGAGCCCCGCAGCGUGGAGGACCCCUCCUCUAUCGCGUUCUUGAACGACAUCGCGGCGGGGCGGGUGCCGCGCGAGCUGCUGCAGGGAGGCGGGGAGGUGGACGUGCAUUUGAUGCGCAAGCCCGAGGACUACGUGCCGCCGAAGGGCGCCAAGGCCUUCAAGGGUGCGUCAAACAAGCUCGGGGGCGGCGGAGAGGCCAGCGGGUCCGGGGCAGCCGUGGCCGCGGAGAACGCGGUCGCCGCAGGUGGCGAGUGGGAGGGCGCGGACCCCAACAAGCCGACGACGAAGCUGGCGAUCCGCAUGGCUGACGGCUCGCGCAUGCAGGCGACGUUCAACCUGUCGCACACCAUCGCUGACGUCAGGCGGUUCAUCGCGUCCGCGCGGCCCACGGAAUCGACGGUGUACGGCCUGCGCGGCGGGUUCCCGCCCAAGCCGCUCAACGACAACGCGCAGACGAUCGAGGCCGCAGGCAUCGCAGGCGGGACGGUCAUCCAGACGUCGUCGUGA
This is a messenger RNA of Pedinophyceae sp. YPF-701, 1224 nucleotides long. The record is from the annotation of a GenBank genome assembly. Lineage: Eukaryota; Viridiplantae; Chlorophyta; Pedinophyceae.